Anolis carolinensis (green anole) is the source of this 4808-nucleotide messenger RNA. RefSeq names its product 5-hydroxytryptamine receptor 1B (gene htr1b). Bases 7 to 1182 code for a protein of 391 amino acids. The transcript has a single exon. Gene Ontology annotation, biological process: adenylate cyclase-activating adrenergic receptor signaling pathway; vasoconstriction; G protein-coupled dopamine receptor signaling pathway. Gene Ontology annotation, molecular function: dopamine neurotransmitter receptor activity, coupled via Gs; G protein-coupled serotonin receptor activity. NCBI's taxonomy places the organism in Eukaryota, Metazoa, Chordata, Lepidosauria, Squamata, Anolidae. The record is from RefSeq and is a predicted model, not a curated record. Gene Ontology annotation, cellular component: plasma membrane.
GAGGGCAUGGAGCAGUCCAGCCCUCUCUGCCAAGCAGACCAAGCCAACUUGGAGGUCUUCCCCCACCAGCCCUUCAAUGCCUCCUCCUCUCCCUCCUCCCCGAACUGCAGCUGGCAAGAAAGCCCCGUCUACCAAGAUGGCACCCCACUCUCCUGGAAGGUGGUCCUCGCCGCCCUCUUGGCCCUCAUCACCUUGGCCACCAUGCUCUCCAAUGCCUUCGUCAUCGCCACCGUCUACCAGAGCCGCAAGCUCCACUCGCCUGCUAACUAUCUCAUCGCCUCCUUGGCCGUCACCGACCUCCUGGUGUCCAUUUUGGUCAUGCCCAUCAGCACCAUGUACACUGUGACCGGGAAGUGGACCUUGGGCCAAGUGGUCUGCGACAUCUGGCUCUCAUCAGACAUCACUUGUUGCACGGCGUCCAUCCUCCACUUGUGCGUCAUUGCCCUGGACAGGUACUGGGCCAUCACCGACGCGGUUGAGUACUCCACCAAAAGAACUCCCAAACGAGCCGCCAUCAUGAUUGCUCUGGUGUGGGUCUUCUCCAUCUCCAUCUCCAUGCCCCCGUUCUUCUGGCGCCAGUCCAAAGCUGAAGAGAUGGGCGACUGCAUGGUGAACACCGACCACAUCUUGUACACGGUCUACUCCACGGUGGGCGCUUUCUACUUGCCUACCUUGCUGCUGAUCAUCCUCUAUGGGAGGAUCUACGUCGAAGCCAGGUCUAGAAUCCUGAAACAGACGCCAAAGAAGAUGGGCAAAAGGUUGACCCGAGCUCACUUGAUAACGGAUUCCCCCGGUUCGACCUCCUCGGUCACCUCCAUAAACUGCAAGGCCUCUGAAGCUUCCAGUGAGACAGGGUCUCCGGUGUACAUGAACCAGGUCAAAGUAAAGGUAUCGGAUGCCUUGCUGGAAAAGAAGAAGCUGACAGCUGCCAGAGAGCGGAAAGCUACCAAAACUCUAGGGAUUAUUUUAGGAGCCUUCAUCGUGUGCUGGCUGCCCUUCUUCAUCAUCACCUUGGUAUUGCCUAUUUGUAAAGAUGCUUGCUGGUUCCACAUGGCCAUCUCAGAUUUUUUCACGUGGCUGGGAUAUCUUAAUUCAUUGAUCAACCCCAUCAUCUACACCAUGUCCAAUGAAGACUUCAAGCAGGCUUUUCAUAAAUUGGUACGGUUUCGAUGCACAAGCUGAAUUCUGAAGGCUUAAAUGCAUUCCAAGCCUUCAAAGUCGAGAGCAGGAGGCUUGAAUGCAUUUUGUGUGUCUGAUUCUGCAGGUAGGUGGAUCAUUCUUACCUGUGUUACUGUCUCUCUGGAAAGCAAUAUCUGGAAUGGCACAAUGGAAUUCAGUGCAGGGGAGAAGCAUGCAAACAUAGUGUAGCUUCUCCUUCAGUGUUGAAGUAGCUAUAAAACCUCUGAGCCUUGGUUAGAGAUGCUGACACCACUUAACGAUACUCCCUCUUGCUGAAGAAAGUUAUUUAGGCCAUAAAAAGAUGAUUUCUUCUGGAUUGUUAGAGCCAUUGUGGUAGGAGUUGGAGAGCUUUUGGACAACUUCUUUGGAGACACCUCCUUCACCCAGCGUGACUUGAACUAAAAGUUUGUCAUCUGAUCUCCUCUGCCAGGAGAUUGUUGCCUCUCAGCCAUCUGUGUUUGAAAGCCCUUUGCCAAUGUUUCACUCCUUUUUUCCUGCUAGCUUGCUUAAUUAAAGACUAUGCAGAGUGGACUGUAAGUGAAUUGUGCAUGCUGCUCAAAACCUUAGUAGUCAUACAGAGCAGAAAGACCUUGAAGAAUUGGCUCUGGUAAUCAGAAAAAGCUAAGCACUCCCUUACUUAUAGUUUAAAAGGCUUGGGGAAGAGUAAGGAAAUGAAUCAAAUAUUGAAUAGCCCAGCAUGAGAAAAGCAACUCAUUCUUAUUUGUAGUUUUUGUACUGGUGUCGUCAUCUUUUCUGUUUAAUGACUUGUCAAAUUGUAACCAAGAAAUCAAAUAGUGUGUAUGUGUAUAUGUUUGUGUGAGUUCAAGUCUGUACACUUGAGAGCCAAAGCCAGCAAGCAGCUUUGUUAUUAUUUUUAUUAGUACCUACCUAUAUGUUCCUAACAUCUUGUUGAUGACUCACGUACAAAGCUUCUGUUAAUUCACAUAUUAAUAUUAAUACAUAGAGACCAGUUAAUUCCAAACCUUCCUUUCUUAAUGCUGUCUUUGCUCACAAGCUCAACAUUGUUAGUCUGUCUUUGAAAAGAAAAUCUGGUGUUUAUUCCCUAUGUUGAUGCUAAUCAAACUGCAGCUAUCAAGAUUAAAAUGACACAUUAAAUGAGCCUCAUUAUUUCUUUUAGAAAAAGAGCCUUCCCACCCCAGUGCAAAGCAAUUUUCCCUUGCUCUGAUUUUAUAAGCAUAUUCCUUCCACUUCAGCUCUCCAUGUCAUAUUAAGCACCUUAAGGGACCUGCUCUCUUUUCCAGAAAUACUUUUCCAGAAAUCUCUUUUCCAGUAACACUCUCUAGUGAAGAACUCAUGCAGUUUAAAAUUCCUUCAUCAUUGUACUCUCUUCUUCUUACACGUCUAUCCCAAUCAAUUCUUCAGUCUUUUACAAAACUGGAGGAAAGAUUUUAACCACAUGGCCUAACCAGCCAUAUUAUUCACCUGGUAAAGCAGUAAGAAAAAACAGCUCUACCAGUUCCAGUGCUUAGAGCACUGUAAAGUUCCCCUUACAUUUGUUGUGGUGCAAAAGAUCAUAUUUGUACAGUACUUACUGCUUUGACUGAGCAUGGUAUUUAGAAAAUCAUGUUACAUCCUUCCUGUAUUCUGUAAUUCAUGUAUGGGAGACUGCUGAUUUCACACAUCCCCAGCCUUCAAGUUAGUGCACUUAUUUAAGUAGCUUAUAUUUGGCAGAACCUAAAAUCCUCUGUAUUACACUUGUCUCUCCUGUCCCUCCCCCUGCCACAGAUUUCAGUUCUGUCCAUAGCUGGAAAAUGACCAUAUCUGCCCAUUACACACUGUUGGUCACAAAAACAUGAAAGGCUUUGCCUAGAAUGUUACUGUUUGUCAGAAAACUAUGUUGCUUGUCUUCAUGAUGCCCCAAAGCAGAAAUAUUUUGGGUUUAAUGACAACACAUUGGAUAGAUUUUGCUUUGUCUAUCUGUGAGGAUUAGUCAGGAAAUCAAAGUAAGGCGCCCUGUUAUCUGCUUUUCCCUUUAUAUAAGGACAUUAUUUGAAAAUAAAUAACCAUUAUUCCUCCAGCGACAACUUGCAUGUAUGUGUGUGUGUAAGGGUGACCUUCUAUAUAGAGGGUCUAGAGAGUUCGAGAGAUGUUACCCUUCUGAGUGCAACAUCUUUCUUCUGCCCCAUCUAAUGUUAAACUAAUGGCAUCCGGUAGAACCAUGUCAUUGAGAUGGUGAAUAAUAUACUCUAUAUUUUCACCUAAAUUAUAAGAAGCUAUCCAAGGCAUUGAGAUUAUUUUGAUGGUAGACUAUACAGAGAACUCCUUUAAAGUUUAGACUGGAAUCUGGAAUGGAUUUAUCUCCCCAAUGACAUGGAACUAUGAGCUACUAUUCUGUUGGAAGAACCACCUGAAGAGGCACUACUACAGCUCUGCUAUUCCAGAAGAAUGAAAUUUCCUUGCCAUUUCCCCACAGAAACAUAAUGGCUAACAGAAUAUCAUAAGCAAAAACCCUGUUCCCGAACCUAACAAAUCCUUGUUCCAAGGGGAUUAAAGUCUAAGUGCUAUCAGAGAGGAGGCAAAGGCAAGGAUAAUAGAUGGAGGAAAAGAGAGAGAAAGCAAGGGAUGAUAGAAUGAAUAUGAAGAAAUGCAAAAAUAUGUUCUUGUCAUUUGUAUUGAAUCAAAAUGCAGUUGAAAGUGGGUUGGAUUUUAAAGAAACGUCAUUCAGUUCUAUUCACCUGAGAUGGAGGAAAAAGAGAACAAAUGCUAUAUUGAUUUUUCAAGCACUUUUUCUACAGUAUUUCUGAUUUAUGUGGAUUUAUGUACAAAGUUCAGUGUCUGUGUGUAUGUAUUACAAUGUCUGGAGUCAAUUCAUUUCCCUCUUUUUUAAUGGAAAGAGUUGCUGAUCUCAUUCUGAAGGGCCAGAAGUAUCAAACUUUGCACUUAAAUGAACCAUGCAUGAAACAGUGCAGCUACUCCAAAUUGGCUGUUUGUGAAAAGCAGAAAAUUGUUCAAGAAAUGCAUAUAUAUUAAAAACAGCAGAUCUGAGUACUGUAACAAUGAGAUCUAUAAUUCAGCCAGAAUGUUUCACAUACAUGGCUGAAUCUGACACAGGGAAUGAAUUGCUUAUCUCAUAAAAAUUGGUAUUGUUUGCACUAUUACAGUCUCCUUCGUAGCACCUUGCGAUCCUGUUUUAGGAACACAGGAGGAGAAACAUGGAAGUCUUAUCCUUACAUCUUCUUAAUUAAUUGGGAAUAAAAGAACAGCCAUUUGAUGUUGUGACUAUAUAGCGUAGUUCAUAUCUGUAUCACUGAUACCUCAUCAAACACUAAGGAUCUAAAAUCAUCUGAAACACUGACUGUUUGGUGUUGUGAUCCCACAGGAUGCUAAAGAAGUGGGGGUUUUUCCUACUAUAUCAUCUGCAAAAUAUAUGUCUAACCCAAAUCUGAAAAAAACUGAUGCUACUGAAGAUUUAUCCUACUUCAUUAUAUAUUUUUACUCAUUAUUUUUCUAAGGUUAUAGAUAGGUAAUCUCUACAUAAUAAGCCCAGCAGUCAAAAUGAAAAAAAAAAAUCAGAAUAUAUUUCAUCUGCUUUGAUGGGAUUGCUUUGUGAGUGUCCAUUCUAACUGUAACAGAAAAUCAAACAAUAAAAAGCUUUACUGUCUUCUGAA